Molecule: messenger RNA, 914 nt
Organism: Oryzias melastigma (Indian medaka)
Lineage: Eukaryota; Metazoa; Chordata; Actinopteri; Beloniformes; Adrianichthyidae
Product: cip1-interacting zinc finger protein
Cellular component (GO): nucleus
Molecular function (GO): zinc ion binding; nucleic acid binding
Source: RefSeq, a predicted model, not a curated record
CACGUGGAAUACGGAGGAGCUUUUGUGGUUCCCGUUUGUGGCUUUGUGUGUCGACUCUGCAAGAAGUUCUUCUACGGAGAAGCUGAAGCUCGGCACUCGCACUGCAGGACGCACACACACUUCCAGAAUCUACAGCAACAUCGAGCUCAAACAGGAAACAGAGACAAGGAGGAGAAAGAGGAAACAUCUGGCUCACCUGACCAACACCAUGUCACCUGACUUUCAGACCAAAGGUUUUACCUGAGACAGUGGAGCGUGGAGCCUCUGCUGGGGGUGCUGUUGAUGAAGCAGGAUCUUCGGACUCUGCUGCAGGCGGCUGAGGCCUCCUCUGUGAGACACGUAUUGAUCAGCAGCGCUGUCUGAUUGAAUCCUCAAUCCGCCCCACGGGACAGAACGUGAAGAUCGACUGAGACGCAAAUCUUGGGGACACUAAAGGAGAGCAGCGUUUUCUGACUGAAGAAACGGUUGCUAUGACAACACGGCGUGUCACAAUCUCCAUUGUUUCUAAUGAUUACGUCUCAGGCGUUAUCAUGUUAUCAGUGUUAUCUCAACCUGACCCUGGUCCCGACCUCGCCCACCUGCACCUUCAUCGGGUGACUCACCUGAAGUCCAGCAGCAGUUAAAGGUCAGCUUCCUCCUUUCCCAUGACCUCUGACCCCCACCACCCCCCAAACUUCUACCACCACCAUGGAGAAUGAAUAAAACCACCUAAAAAUGUAUUUUAUAAAAACAAACUUUUAAAAAUGAACCAAAUAUUUAAGUCUUGCAUUUAUUGAUUUUGUUAUAAAGAAUGUGAUUGCAAUGUAACUGAAAUAUUAGCUAGACUCCAAAACAGUCUAAAGAACGUCUUAAAAGAAGCUUAAAUUAGCCAAAGUAGCUAGCAUUUAGCUGAAAAAAAUAGCUAAACUCCAGCC